Messenger RNA from Fusarium keratoplasticum, 1575 nucleotides. RefSeq names its product MFS domain-containing protein. Gene Ontology annotation, biological process: transmembrane transport; carbohydrate transport. Gene Ontology annotation, molecular function: carbohydrate:proton symporter activity. The record is from RefSeq and is a predicted model, not a curated record. The coding region runs from base 1 to 1575 and encodes 524 amino acids. The transcript is spliced from 3 exons. Lineage: Eukaryota; Fungi; Ascomycota; Sordariomycetes; Hypocreales; Nectriaceae. Gene Ontology annotation, cellular component: membrane.
AUGGCGUCCUCACAAAGCAAAGAGGCAAGCUCUGUUAAUGUUUCUGCGGCUGGUCACGAAACCGUCGAGGAGCUGGAUCGGCGCAUUCAGGAACUCGCCCAUCAUGCACCACCAUUCUACCAAAGCCGCAACCUGUUCAAGCUUUAUCUUCUCAUGAUCCCUGGAUGUCUUGUCCCAGCUGUAACGCUAGGAUUUGACGGGGCUAUGAUGAGCGGUCUUCAGGCGGUACCAGCUUGGGAUUCUUAUUUCAACAGUCCCCGUGGUAGCAUUCUUGGCCUCCUCAAUGCUAUUCUAGGCCUCGGCUGCAUUGUUGCAACGCCCUUCAUCAGCGUGGUUGGUGAUCGCUGGGGCCGCCGUAUGGGCAUCUUCUUGGGUGCCGUGAUUAUGCUAAUCGGAGGUGUCAUUCAAGGCGCAUGCGUUCACAUUUCCAUGUUCUUGAUCUCUCGCUUCGUCAUUGGCUUUGGUCUUGUCUUUGCCAACACCUACGCUCCCAUGCUCAUCGGCGAGCUGGCCCAUCCCAAGGAUCGGCAAGUCGCUACGUCUUUGUACCAGACUUCCUGGUAUCUUGGAGCCAUAGCUGCUGCAUGGACAACGUUUGGAACAUUCAGGAUCCCCAACAACUGGGCAUGGCGAAUCCCAUCUUAUCUGCAAGCCGCGCCAGCUCUUGUCCAGAUCUUGGGUAUCUGGUUCCUCCCCGAGUCUCCACGCUUCCUCAUUGCAAAGGGACAGGCCGAAAAAGCAAGAGAGAUAUUGGUCAAGUACCAUGCUAAUGGAGAUGCCUCCUCUGAGUUUGUCGAGUUGGAGUAUCGCCAGAUGCGUGGUGUCAUUGAAGCGGAACUUGCCAACGCUACUGGAUGGGCAUAUCUGCUCAAAACACCCGGCAACCGUCAUCGCCUGCUUGUCAUUGUUCUUUUGGGUCUCUUCUCACAAUGGUCCGGAAACGGCCUUGUCUCGUACUACCUGGUCCGGGUGCUCGAAACAGUUGGAAUCACGAACGCCAGACACACCAACAUCAUCAACGGCUGCUUGAUGAUCUUCAACUGGCUCACAUCUGUGGCUUCCGCCUUUGCUUCAGGUCGCCUCAAGCGUCGAACACAGUUCAUGAUUUCCGUUGUCGGCAUGCUCCUCGUGUUCAGCAGCCAGACGCUUUGUGCGGGCCUGUUCAACGAAAGAGGCAACAAAGCCGCUGGUCACGGUGUUCUGGCGAUGCUCUUCAUCUUUUACGCAUUCUUCAACUUUGCCUUCAACGCUCUACUUUACUCAUAUCCCGUCGAGAUCUUGCCCUACCCCAUCCGAGCUAAAGGCUUUUCGGUUCUCAUGUUCUUCGGCAAGGGAGCAGGAUUCGUCAACUCUUUUGUCAACCCCAUCGGUCUCCAGGCCUUGGCAUGGAAGUACUACGGAGUAUAUGUCGGCUGGCUGUGCAUUGAAGUUGCUUGUGUCUAUUUCCUCUUCCCAGAGACAUCUGGCCGAAGCCUUGAGGCCAUUGCCAGCGUUUUUGACGGGGAUAUUAAGCUAGACUCUGAGAAGCUUGUCGAAAGUAAGGAAGGAUCGAAGGAGAUUAGCAAGGAGCUUUGA